This is a messenger RNA of Puccinia graminis f. sp. tritici CRL 75-36-700-3, 306 nucleotides long. RefSeq lists its product as uncharacterized. The record is from RefSeq and is a predicted model, not a curated record. The transcript has 2 exons. Bases 1 to 306 code for a protein of 101 amino acids. Lineage: Eukaryota; Fungi; Basidiomycota; Pucciniomycetes; Pucciniales; Pucciniaceae.
AUGCUUCUGGCUGGCCAGAAAGGUCGUCAGAGGUCGACGACGACGUCUGGGGCCGUCCGAAGCCGUUCCGAAGUAGAUGGGGGGUUUGGAGGGUUAACGGGCGGUCUAGAGGCCGUUCCGAGAGAGAAUCGAGGGCCUAGGGGCUGUUCCGAGGCUUCCGAGCGGAUUCCGAGGGUCCGAAGCGUCCUGAGGGUCCGUUUCGAGCGAUCCGACGCCAAGUCCAACAAUCCGACGAGUACCAACGAUCAAGGGGUUUCCUGGGGGUCUAGAGGGCUCCUGGGGAUUCCUGUGGGUACUGUGGUGUAG